This is a messenger RNA of Ictalurus punctatus (channel catfish), 4283 nucleotides long. RefSeq names its product tetratricopeptide repeat domain 39A (gene ttc39a). The transcript is spliced from 18 exons. Gene Ontology annotation, molecular function: protein binding. Lineage: Eukaryota; Metazoa; Chordata; Actinopteri; Siluriformes; Ictaluridae. The coding region runs from base 377 to 2068 and encodes 563 amino acids. The record is from RefSeq and is a predicted model, not a curated record.
UCUGAGCUGCGUACUGUGUGUGUGUUUGUGUGUGUGUGUGUGUUAGGAAGAGGAGGAGAUGAUGGGCAGAGAGAAAGGGGGCUGAGUGAAUGUUUUGUUGCUCUAUAUGUGAUAGUCAUCCUGAUCUUAUUAAGGUCUGCAUUCUCCCUGUGCUUAUUCCUAUUAGACAGAGAGAGAGAGAGAGAGAGAGAGAGAGAGAGAGAGAGAGAGUUGAAUCAAAUAUGUGUAUGUGUGUCGAGGUGAAGGAAGCUGCUGUUGGGAGCUCCUGAAGGGGCCUGAUCUCAAACACACUGUGAAUUCUUCUUCUGCAUUUGCCUUCUUGUACUUCCAUCUUCUUUUUUUGUGUCUUACCUCUUUACAUCCUUUACUGUGCCAGAUGAAAAUGUCAAAGGGAGGAGAAACUCUGUCAAAUGGCUCAGAAAAAUCUGAUCUGUCGGUGGCUCUGGAGGACUGCAUGGCAGCGCUAGAUUUAUUCCUGCAUAAUGAAUUUGACAAGGCACUGUCUAGACUCAAGAGCAGGACUAAAGAGAGUAUGUAUCACGCGCUCACAUAUGCCACCAUUCUGGAAAUGCAGGCAAUGAUGACCUUUGACCCUGAGGACAUCUUGUCAGCAGGAAACACCAUGAAAGAUGCUCAGGCUAUUUGUCAGCGGUAUCGUAAGAAGUCCUCCUUCAACAGCAAAGUCUUUACAGAAGAGGAGCUGCAUGCUGAAGUGUGUUAUGCUGAGUGUCUCCUCCAGAGGGCAGCACUGACCUUCUUACAGGACGAAAAUAUGAUCAGCUUUAUUAAAGGAGGAAUCAAAGUGAGGAACAGCUAUCAAAUAUACAAGGAACUUCAUACAGUCCUGAAAUCCUCUGAUUAUGUUCAUGGUCAAAAUCAUGGCCACUUUGAGGGAGGAGUGAAACUUGGAGUGGGAGCGUUUAAUCUGAUGCUUUCCUUGUUGCCCACGAGGACCCUGAGGAUGCUGGAGUUUGUGGGUUUCUCGGGUAAUAAGGAGUUUGGACUGCAGCAGCUCCAGGAGGGCUCUGCUGAGCACACGUUUAGGUCUUUCCUGUGUAACAUGCUGCUGCUUUGCUAUCACACUUUCAUGAGCUUCAUACUGGGGACCGGAGAAGGAGACGUCGACGAUGCAGAGAAACUGCUGCAGCCGUACCUUAAACAAUACCCUAAGGGAUCUAUCUUCUUGUUCUUCGCUGGUCGAAUAGAAGAAAUCAAAGGCAAUAUAGAUGCUGCUAUUAAAUACUUUGAGGAGUGCUGUGAGGCCCAGCAGCACUGGAAGCAGUUCCAUCACAUGUGCUACUGGGAGCUGAUGUGGUGUUUCACCUAUAAGCAACACUGGAAGAUGGCCUACUUUUACGCAGACCUGCUCAGCAAAGAGAAUGCAUGGUCUAAGGCCAUGUAUGCAUAUAUGAAAGCUGCGUACCUCAGCAUGCUGAGUACAGAGGAGCGUCAGCCAUUUGGGGCAAGCGAUGUUGCAUUAUUCAGGCAAGUGCCUGGACUAAAGCAGAAAAUAGCUGGAAAGUCUCUACCCACUGAGAAGUUUGCCAUCCGCAAGGCUCGCCGCUAUAAUGUAGACAACCCUGUUCCUCUGCCUGCACCUCCACUGGAGAUGAUGUAUAUCUGGAAUGGCUACACAGUGAUUGGGAAGCACAAAGACCUGACAGAGGGCAUGUUAAAGACACUGAAUGAAGCUCAGAAGAAACUUGAACAGAAUCCAAGGACAGAGUUCUCCAUAGAUGACCAGUGUGUGCUGAGUCUGCUGAAAGGUCUGUGUCUCAAGCACCUAGGCCAUACAGAAGAAGCUGAGCACUACUUCACUCUCGUCCUCUGCAAUGAGACACAGAUCAAGUUUGACCACUACCUUGUACCAAAUGCUUUGUUGGAACACAGCUUGCUGUGUCUGGAGCAGGGCAGGAGAGAGGAAGCCAUCAAACUGCUGGAGAUGGCCAAACAGAACUAUAAAAACUACUCCAUGGAGUCACGGACUCAUUUCCGGAUCCAGGCGGCGCUGCACAAAGCGCAAGCCACAGAGGAGAAUGGGGAACGCUGCUCGCCCUCAAGCCCUUAACAACCACGGUAACGACAGAGUCCGAGAGGUCACAGGGUCAACAUAAGCCAUGCUCAGGCCUAAGGAGCUGGGUGGAGGCUGCACAAGUGCAGAAAUACAAACAACAGACAAGCAGGACUGAGUAUCUGAUGAGAGAAACCUCAGUCUCUCUCAUUCACACAUAUUCAUUAACAGUUACACACAAAACACAUGUCUGUAUAUCAGAGACAAUCAUAUAAUACAUGGAACCCCAGAUGCAUGCAGUGUGAAGAUACAGUCCAGCUCUGAAUGAGGUAAAACACUGAGCUGAUACAGAAACACUUGUGCUCGAGGCUUCGAGUAUUUUUUCUCACACACAUAACCUAAGGAUGUUUCUAACACGUUUGAGCAGCUUUUUUUGUUUUUCAUUGGUUUUGCCCUCAGAGGUGCUGACUGUUUACACUGUGGCCAGCAUGUGACCUCAAAAAACAGGCCAUGCUUUUUGGCCAAUCAUUAUUUAUUUUUGAAAUAAGCAUGUACACCUGUUAAUUCAUAAAUUGAUUCAAUCAGCCAAUCAUGUGGCAGCUGUGUAGUGCAUAAAGAGAUCAAAUCAUGAAGAUACAAGUCAAGAGCUUCAGUCUUAAAUAAAAUGCUUCUCUGCUGAGUGGUUAUUUGAGUUACCAUAGACUUCCUGUCAGCUCAAACCAGUCUGGCUGUUCCCCUCUGACCUCUCUCAACAAUAAGGCAUUUCUGCACAUGAAACUGAUUCUCACUGGAUUUAUUUAUUUAUUUAUUUAUUUUGCACCAUUGUGUGUAAAUUCAGUGUGUGAAAAUCCCCGGAAAUCAACCGAUUCUAAAAUAAAACCAUGCCACGGUUAAAGUCACAGUAAUCACAUUUUUUCCCAUUCUGGUGUUUCAUGUGAACAUUUCAUAUGAACUGAAGCUCUUCACCUCUAUCUGCAUGAUUUUAUGCAUUCCACUGCUGCCACAUGAUUGGCUGAUUUGGAUAAUUGCAUGAAUGUGUAGGUGUACAGGGAUUCCUAAUAAUGUGGUUUGUGAGUAUACAUGGCUAAUUUGUUUUCUUUUGUUUUUCUAUGUGUGCAUUACACACUUGUAAUUUGACAGAGAAAAUGGCCGUAUGGAUCGAAAUAGACAGAGCUCAAAAACUGUUAUAUUAAUUAUAUAUUACUUAUAUAAAAACCUCACAAAUAAAUGUUUCUCAGUAAAAUGACUUGAUUUGUUAGCACCCAAAAUCUCAAAUCAUUUUUAUUUCCAGCCAACCAACAAGAAACACCUAAUAUUAGAAAUUAUAACCUGCAUUGUUUACAGUGGGAAUGUGAAAUGAUGUAGUGUUUAUCAAUGCCCCCAGCAACUUUGUAAAUGAAAUAUUUUAACUACUUGAUUACACAAGCUACUUGAUUUAAAUUGUAUCAAUGCUAUGUUACUACUAGAAACUGUAAUUAAACUACUAAGCUUUAUUAUUUUUUAGCAGAACUGAUUCAUGUCAACCUGGAAUUUUCCCAUUAUCAGAUUACUUAAGUACAUGUAAAUGUGUUGAUUAUUGUGAAAAUCUGAUUUUUUUGUGGUUCUCGUAUUAUGUUGUACAUUGAUAUCAUGGUUUGCUUGUUGGACUGGUGUACUUUAGCAUUUUCUUUAGCCCAUUUUGAUUAAAAGGAACAUGUGCAUAACAUUGUUUUUAUUGCAUAAUAGAAAGUAUAAUAGCAGCCUCAUGUCUGUUUUCUCAUUUUUGUGUAGGCUGCACCUCCAUUACAUGUUUCUAACUAUGUAAAUGCAAUAUUGGGAGUUUGUGGAUUUCUUUAGAGUUAUUUCUUUCUAGUGUUAGUUGUCUGGGAUACUGGCUUUGUGAAAUUGUCCCAGUUUAAGUGGACAGCUGAAUGUGUCUUUUAGAAAGGCAGUCUCCGUCGAGGCGCAAACAGAUACCAAAAGUCUUUCAUAUUGGAGGACGGCAGACAGGGCUUUCUGCUCUAAUCAUAGCAAGGGAUGCAUUGAAAACCACUAUAGCCUUAUACUAAAAACAAAGAAAGAGAUUAAAAAAAAGACUUGAAAUAGGAUUUUUGUUAGGUUAUCGAAUACUACUAUACUGUAUGUACAAGAACCUUGAUCUUGUACGGUCUGUAUAAAUGUCUUUUAAUUAGAAAAAUUAUAAUAUUAAUAUGAAAUCUCAGAGAAAGGUCUAUUUUAAAGUUUGUGUUUACAUUCGUUGUAUUAAAUUAUGCUUUCUCAGCUUUAUCUCCAA